Molecule: messenger RNA, 2177 nt
Organism: Nylanderia fulva
Lineage: Eukaryota; Metazoa; Arthropoda; Insecta; Hymenoptera; Formicidae
Product: chromobox protein homolog 5
Source: RefSeq, a predicted model, not a curated record
GUGUUUCCGGUUUAUAAUCAAUAUGGCCGUUUCGUGCGGAGGCUAGUAACGUUAGAGGACGUCGUCUUUAGAGCAACACUCAACUCGAGUUUCCGUUGUAAAGUGCACGCGUACUCUCUCUCUCCCUCCAAAUACGAACUUAACUAUCUCGAUAUUUAUUAAAGCAGACGGCGAAGAGAAAACCCAGAAAGAGAGAGAGAGAGAGAGAGAGACUCUAACGGCGUGAGGAGGAGAAAAGCACCGGCAGAGGGCGAGAAAGGAGACGAAGGAAGAGAGAAAGAGAGAGAGAGAGAAGAAGAAGGAGAGAAAGACACUGCGAAGCGCGCCUUCUCGGAGUCACCGGGUGUUUCCGCGUUUCGACGAUUACCAGAAGAAGAAGUGAAGGAAGAAGGAGAACAAGAAGUUCCGCUGGGAGGCUCUUCUUCGCGGAAGGCUCGCUGGCAACGAUAUCCCGGUGAGGUAUUAUGCGUCGGCUCAGCAUGAAGAACAAGCGUAGGAAAUCCGAGACCAGCCCGAGCGACAGCGAGUCCGAGGAAAAUGGCGGCGCGCGCGCGUCCACCGACAACGGCGAGACGCAGACCGGUAGGAACAACAACUCCGCCACGCGUAAAGGCGCCUCCAAGAGGCGCUCGCUGCGCGGCGCGGCGGUGCAGAAGUCGCCGGCGAACGCGGACGACAGCGUCGAGACCGACGAGUCCGUGGCGGAGCCGGAGCGGGAGAAUGGAGAGAGGGCCGGUAAACGCCGACGAAGAGAGGAUCAGAAAGCGUCCACCUCGCUCGACAAGUCCGAGGAGGACGAAUACGAGGUAGAAAAACUCAUCAAUAUUCGUACCAAUAAAGGCAAUCGACAGUUUUUGGUGCGAUGGAAGGGUUACGGAGAAUCCGCUGAUACUUGGGAAAACGAAAAGGAUCUGAACUGUUCUCAAUUAAUAGAAAAGUUUCUAAAGGAACAUGAGACAAAAGUAUCGAAAACUGGAUCACCAAAAACAGACAAAUCAAAAAAGUCUAAAGGAUCUUCUAAAAAAACUGAAAAUGACGAACAAAACAAUAAAGAUGACCGAGAAGGUUUGAAGGAAUUUGAAGUGGAGCGAAUAAUCGAGGUACGUUUCAAGAAGAGUGGCACAAAAGAGUUUUUAAUCAGAUGGAAAGGAUUCAGUCCGGCCGAUGACACUUGGGAGCCAGAAAAGAACCUGAAUUGUCCGGAACUCAUCGAUAAGUUUAUGCAGAAGGUGGAAAAAGCAAAAACAUCCGAUGUUCGCGAACUCAGAGCGAAUAGGGUACAUACCAAACGGUACACAUUAUCGACAUGUGACCACGGGAGGAGAUUGUCCAAACGUAAUAAAAAUAAGCAAAGAGCAACUUAUCACGAGUGCGAUGAAUAAAGAAUGUCGUCCCGUGGUCCCAAUAUCUGUAUUUUGUUCUAAGAAUUUACUUUAUACUUAUAGUUCGUAGUUUUACAAGAAAGAAAGAAAGAGAGAGAUAAUUAAGAGCGUUUUGACAGAAAGGAACCAAAAGAAUAUAUCAAAUCACGAAUAAUUUGCUAAAUUUAGUUAUUAGAGACUGUCACAGUAUGUGAUGUAUACACAUCCUCUCUACGAGGAGAUGAAGAGAUGUAUGACAGAAUUGUAAAGGAUAAUCUACAAUAGCAGUCGUAGAGUCGUAGAUACGGUCGCUUAAUUUUAAAGUCCUUUAAACAAAAACGCAUAGGUUAAAUUUGCUUUGUCCGACUGGCUAGUCGUAAAAUUGCAGGAAUUGGUAUUGAACCAACUUGCACGACUGCCUCGCGACUAAAAAUAACCUUUCGAGUGAUCAUUAACAACUCUACGACCAUAUCUUACGACCUUACGAUUGCUGUUGUAGACGACCCUUAAGACAAGUGUUGUGUGUGAUUAGUAUAUGCGACAAUUUUUUUUUUUUUUCAGGAAUGCUUAUUAUUAUGUAUUUUACAUAGUCAACUAAGAAUCAAAAUCUUUUAUUUUAAUAUUCCACAUUAUUUGCAAAAAGCAGACAUUUUCUUCUCAUUUUAUAUACAAAAGAUACAAUUUAUUAUGUUUAAAUGAUUGUAUGCGUGGUCGUCUGUCACAAUGAUUACAAUUAUGAGAGAAACUUUUGUCAAAAUAUUCGUUCAAUAAGUGUGUAUUAAAAUAAGCGUAUUAUAAAAGAAGUUUAAAAAAGCA